AUGCCUCCUUGGAACUGUAACCCUGGCCCUUCGCCCGUUUUCCGGACCGCGACUUGCACCUCCUUAGCGUCGCCAGCCAGCUUCUUCUCCUUCUUUGGCACGGGAAUGGGGGCCGGCUCAUCUGGAUCUGGAGGAGGCCCGUCGUCUUCGUCCGAGUCAUCUCCUCGUCGUCGAACCUCACUCGUGAUCCACCUCUCCUCUCCUUCACCGAGUUACGAGCCCGAUCCCACUCACACCGAGUCCGAGUUCGAUCCGGGUCAAUUCUCAGAUGCAUCGGCUCCUUCCAUGAAUGUCGGAACGAUUUCAAGACGUAACGAAAGCCGCCAGUACACUUGCUCCUUCGAGGGGUGCACGAAAUCGUACAAGAAGCCAUCUAGAUUAGAGGAGCAUGAGAGGUCUCAUACGGGCACUGUGACGCCGUAUACGUGUUCGGCCUGCAACAAAUCGUAUCUACGAGAAUCCCAUCUUCAGGCACAUGCUCGAGUACAUCUACCAGACUCUGCCAGGCCAUUCGCGUGCGAGCAUGAAGGCUGUGGCAAGAGGUUUUGGACGUCGCAGCACCUUCGUGUACACACCGAGCAGCAUCGCGGUGAGAAAGCGUUCAAAUGCACAGAGCAGGGUUGUGACCAAGCAUUCGCAAAGCAUCACCAGCUGCGCGAUCACGUUGCUUCCGUGCAUUCGCCUCCGGGUACAAAACCUUACAAGUGUACCCAUUCGGGAUGUACCAAAUCGUUCGCCACUAACCAGAAGCUAAACGGACAUCAGAAGACGCACGACGACAAGCGAUACACAUGCACCCACCAGUCGUGUCUCCCCGCCUCUGGGACGGACCCCACGUACUACGCGACGUGGUCCGCCCUGCAACACCACACCCGCACCGUACACCCCCCUACCUGCCCGUACCCGUCCUGCAACGGCAAAACCUUCAGCCAACAAAAGGGCCUCCGCGCGCACCUCAAGAUCCACGCCCAGCGCGACCAAGAAGCUGCCCUCGAUGCCACGGCGACGACGCCCCGCCCACGCAAGAAGCGGCGCGGCGGCGAAGUGGGCCGCGACUGGGUCUGCGACGUCGAAGGGUGCACGAAGGACUUCAAGUCGAAAAAGGCCCUCGCGACUCACGACGCCGUCGCGCACCUCAAGCGUCGCGACUUCGUGUGCCCGCACGCCGCCUGCGCGCGCGCGUUCGGCUACAAGCACCUCCUCCAGCGACACCUCGCCAAGCUGCACGCCCCGUCGCCCAACGCCGGGACGGAGGCGGAGGAGGAGGCGAUCGCCACCGCGGCCGAGGCGGACACGGAGGCGGAUGCCGAGACGGGGAUCGACUUGCUCACCGGGAAGGCGUACGCAUCGCGCGCUGCGCAGGCCCACAAGCUGCGCUGCCCUCAUCCGCACCUCCCGCCGCUGCUGUCACCCACCUCAGCCACAGCCACAGCCGGCGGCUCGCCUCGCCUCGACGAGCCCGCGAAGGCUAGCCUGGAGGAGGCGGGGACGGCUGGCGCGAGGAAGGCGAUCGCGUGCCAGUACAUGUUCAGCCGCGCGUACGAUCUGCAUCGACACUUGCGUGCGGAGCACAGCGUAAUCGUUGAGCGAGAGCGGGUCGAAGUCUGGGUUCGGCGCGAAAAGGAGGGCAAGUCUUAG
Epithele typhae is the source of this 1638-nucleotide messenger RNA. RefSeq lists its product as uncharacterized. Lineage: Eukaryota; Fungi; Basidiomycota; Agaricomycetes; Polyporales; Epitheliaceae. Gene Ontology annotation, biological process: regulation of transcription by RNA polymerase II. Gene Ontology annotation, cellular component: nucleus. The record is from RefSeq and is a predicted model, not a curated record. The transcript is spliced from 7 exons. The coding region runs from base 1 to 1638 and encodes 545 amino acids.